AUAACUAACCGGAUGUUUUAUUGUUUUCUGUCCAGCGAUAGUAGCACAUUGGACUUCAUUAGCCGAUAUAAAGUUAUGUGAGUCGUCAAGCUACCGCCAUGUGGCCGUUAUCCGUAUAAGUUGUCUUCUUCUAUUAAAGUCCCGCCUUCUAGCUUGUAAAUCAACAACACUUUAUCACGAGGUGGCAACGACAACUCAUCAUUAAUCACCACUUCCGCUUCUGUUUGGCUGAAACUGGCUGAGUUAAUUUUAGGUCGAUUGCUGUUGAGCUGCCAAAGUCCACAUACAUUGUCUUUAAUAUGGUUUACAACAAAGAGGCUGGACCCGAGCUGCGGAUCUACGGUUACACCAGAACAGCCUCCGCGCUGCUGUCUCACUGCAUCUGCAUCGUCUUCACUGUGUUCAUCACAGUCCUGUCUCGACCGGGAACAAGUUGGUUUUCCUGGCAUCCUUUCUUUAUGACACUAGCUUUCUCCUUCUUCAUGACAGAAGCCAUACUGCUUUUCUCCCCCUAUGGCUCCCUCUUGAAGCAGUUUUCACACAAGACAAAAGGUCGUGUUCACUGGAUCCUGCAGUGCCUCUGUGUGUCCUGUGCAGUCCUGGGCCUGGCAGCCAUCACCUAUAACAAACACCUGAACGGUAAACCCCACUUCACCUCGUGGCACGGUUUUCUGGGCCUGCUCACGGUGUGUGUGGUGGGGCUGCAGUCUUUGGCAGCUGUGCCUCUCAUCUACCACUCCCUGGCCAAAGGCUGGUCUCUGGCCAAACUCAAACGCUACCAUGCAGCAACUGGACUCGUCACAUACCUGCUGGGCAGCGCCAGCCUGCUCCUCGGCCUCAGCUCUGGCUGGUUUACUGCAGCAGUCGGGGAAUACACCUGGUACCUGUCAGCCCUCUGCUCUGCUCUCAAUGCCCUCAUCAUAAUGAGUCAAGUCAGCAGUGCGUACACGGCUAAGAAGCGUCUGCAGUCCUGAAUGAAGAGACUGUGCUGACACUCAAAUCAUUCUCUGAACACUUACGCAAGGUUCGUCCGCGAGAUUUCAUUAGUCACAUAUAAUCGGUUUGGUUUGAAUGAUCGUUAUAAAAGGAACUGAUGUCUGCAGCCGCACGCCUCUUUAAAGGUCACGAAGCACUAGUGCCAAACGUGGAUAAUGAAUUACUUUUCUUGGAUGGAAUAUACACAUGACCAUUGAGACCACCGAGAUCGUAUCUUUGUUUUUUUCCAAGGAUUUAUUUCUGGUUAUUUUUAUAGGUUAAAAUGUCCCACUGGGAUUUAGUUUGUGACCACAUAAUUACAAAAUUAAUGACAUUCCAAUCAGCCUCAGCUCUAAUUUUGUUUUUUUACUGCCCAUUUGUUAACAUGCUUAGCUAAACUGGUGAACAUGGUUAACAUUAUACCUGAUAAAAAUCAUUAUAGCAUUUUGCAGAGCAGUGAGCUUCUAGCAUGCAUGCAGAUUCUGUUUUAGACUAAAUUGCUUAAAAUGUGUGCUUAAAAUACAUACAUUAAAUAAUGAAAAUAAAGCUGUUCAUAUUAUCUACUGCAAACUGUGCAGUGUGAAUGUCUUGACCUCCAUAAAUACAAAAAUAUUUUAUUUCUUAAGAGAUUCUAAAAUCCUUCCACUGGCCCUGAUUAUGUUGAAUAAUUGUAUCUCAGGUUGCUUAUUAUCCUGUCUUUUGACUAUUUAUGUUGCCUGUGAUUACUUAUGUAGCCACCUGUUUUAAAUAAAAGAUAA
Molecule: messenger RNA, 1733 nt
Organism: Anoplopoma fimbria (sablefish)
Lineage: Eukaryota; Metazoa; Chordata; Actinopteri; Perciformes; Anoplopomatidae
Gene: cyb561d2
Product: transmembrane reductase CYB561D2
Exons: 3
Coding region: 300-974 (224 amino acids)
Cellular component (GO): endoplasmic reticulum
Molecular function (GO): transmembrane monodehydroascorbate reductase activity
Source: RefSeq, a predicted model, not a curated record